Messenger RNA from Pantherophis guttatus, 1025 nucleotides. It is a transcript of the gene MRPL46, whose product is annotated as mitochondrial ribosomal protein L46. Gene Ontology annotation, cellular component: mitochondrial large ribosomal subunit. NCBI's taxonomy places the organism in Eukaryota, Metazoa, Chordata, Lepidosauria, Squamata, Colubridae. Gene Ontology annotation, molecular function: structural constituent of ribosome. The record is from RefSeq and is a predicted model, not a curated record.
AGCGGGCGGGCCGCCGCGUUGCAUUGUGGUCCCUUGGUGGUAAAAUGGCUCCCUUCGGCCGGGCGCUGCUCUCCAUCCGCACUUGGAGCCGUUUUUGCGCCGGCCGGAGGGCGCUUUGCGACGGUCCCAACGCCGCGUCGGGAUGGAAACUCUACGGGGCACUUUGCUUGCAGCGGAGGCCGCUCCUCGCGCAGCCCCCGAGCCCCGAGGAGGAGGAAAUGGCCGAGCUGACGCAGCAGAUAGAGGUAGAGAAAAGCUUGUAUUCAGACCAUGAACUCAGAUGUUUCGCAGAGGAUGAGUUUCUGCGUCAAAGGAGUAAAGAGAAAUACGAUAUUUCUGAGAAAAUUGUCCUGGUCCAAGAUAUUGAAGAUGCCUGGGAACAGAAAUUUCAGAAGUUCAAACCUGCCCCACGGAUAACAGAAGCUGACCAAAAGAAUGACCGGACCUCUUUGAACAGGAAGUUGGACCAGAAUUUGUUGCUUUUGGUUAAGCAGAAAUUUGGAGAUGAAGAUAUAUGGCUGUUGCCCCAGACAGAAUGGCAACAAGGAGAGACGUUGCGAGACACAGUAGAACGGGUUUUGGUUACCCUUCCAGGAGUCCAGACGCAGGCCAGGUUCCUCGGAAAUGCGCCCUGUGGCUUUUACAAGUUCAAGUUCCCCAAGGCAAUCCGCACCGAGACCAACACCGGAGGAAAAGUGUUCUUCUUCAAAGCCUUCUUGGAAGGCAGCCCCCAACUUUCAUCCAAGGAGAAAGCGGACUACUUAUGGGUCAGCAAAGGAGAGCUGGAGGACUACUUGAAACCUGCAUACCAUUCUCAGGUUUCUCAGUUCUUAGUGGACAUCUGAAUACUAGAACGAUGUUUCUCUUCUGUCACCAUCAGUGUGGAAAGUAAGAGGAGGGACUUCACUUGAAUGAUGGAGAUGGCACCACGUGUCCUUUGUGUAGAAGCUUCAUUGGGUCCAGGAUAAGGAUAAUAAAAUAAAUACUAAAUAAGCAUGCCAAGAAACGGCGGCAUCUAUGUUUAA